Bombyx mori (domestic silkworm) is the source of this 5689-nucleotide messenger RNA. RefSeq lists its product as uncharacterized. The record is from RefSeq and is a predicted model, not a curated record. NCBI's taxonomy places the organism in Eukaryota, Metazoa, Arthropoda, Insecta, Lepidoptera, Bombycidae. The transcript is spliced from 2 exons. The coding region runs from base 888 to 3887 and encodes 999 amino acids.
UGAAUUCGGAAUGUCAAAGGUGUCAACGAGCGACGUCCGCUAUGACGCCUUACCCCUUUCCAUUUCCAGCCGUCAUGGGCGACACAUCUGUUUAUUUCUUAUAGUCAUUAAUUUUAAAUUCUUUAUUUUGUCACUUAUAGAUAAAUAAAAUCAUACUAAUAAUACAGUCCACUCUUAUUCACAACGCAACAUAUGGUCCUUCUCCCGUGAAACAAUCGGAUCGACGACCUGCGGAAAAUACAAUUUGAAAACCGACGCUUAACCGCCAUCUUAAAAUCGUCGGCGCUUCAUCGGCUGGACAAAAUUUAGCUAUUCAACAAAGAUUGCUGAAGAUAUCGUCAACAAGCAAGUUCAACAUUCAAUACAAUUUGGAAGCCUUGGACAUCACAGGAACCAAUUCUGAUGAUACAUUCAAGCAGAUUGCACCAUCCACUAACGAUUUGGAGUCUGUAGUGGAUGAUCCCAACGAGCAAUAUGCGGAGCGUGAGGAAUUUGAGAAGCAAUAUUACAGCUUAGUAGCUUCUUCACGUCAGCUGAUCAGUGCAGCGCGCAAGCCUCUACAGGGUGAAGCAGUCUCCGAGGUGGGCUCUUGUGGUGCACAUACACACAAACACAACUCAAUAAGAUUGCCUAAAAUAGACCUUCCAAAAUUCAAUGGUGCUUAUCAUGAUUGGCUGGAAUUUAGAGACACUUUUAUUUCAAUUAUUCAUAUAAACAACAACAUUGAUAACAUUAAUAAGUUACACUACCUGCGUGCUUCUUUGAAGGGAAGUGCAGCACUUGUAAUUAAUAAUUUAGAUUUUACAUCUACCAACUAUGAUAUUGCCUGGAAGUUACUCUGUGACAGGUAUGACAAUAACCGUCUGCUGGUCAAUAACCAUGUUCAAAUGCUUUUCAAUGUAGUACCAAUUAAUAAGGAAGCAAGCAAAGCAUUGCGUUACAUCAUUGAUAUUACGAAUAAGAAUCUUAGGGCUUUAUCAACAUUAGGUCAACCGGUUCAACACUGGGACACUCUCAUUAUUCAUUUAAUGACGAGUAAAUUAGACCAAGUCACAAACCGUCAGUGGGAAGAGUAUAGAAACUCAUUAUGUGAUUCACCUACAUUCUCUACAUUCAUCACAUUUCUUAAUAAUAGAGCUGACUUAUUGGAAACGAUUGAACAGACAAAGUUGGUAAAAUUACAGAGCGAUUUAUCGAAAAACAGUAACAUUAAAACAAAAAGUUUAAUUGUUUCUGAAAACAAAUUAAAACCAAUUUCAUGUCCUAUGUGUAAGCAGUCACAUUUCUUAUUCCUUUGUCCAGAAUUUAGAGAAUUAUCAGUUCAGACACGUUUGGAAAAAGUUCAACAGUUUGGAGUAUGUAGCAAUUGUCUUAGAGUAGGUCACAAUUCAAAAAUUUGUAGGUUAGGUCCUUGUAAAUAUUGUACUGUUAAACAUAAUACCUUGUUGCAUGUUCAUAAUGAACCUAAUUCAAAUAGUGCAACCAUUGCUCUCUCAGCGGAACAUUCAACUGAAAAUAAUAAGUUAUUGUCAAAUUGUAACAAUACAACCAGUCUUGCUUUCUCAGCUAAGCACACUACUGAUAGUCGUCUAACAUUACUGUCGACGGCCCUUGUUCAAGUGGAUGAUUUCAAGGGAAAUCAGUACACCGCACGAGUGUUGUUGGAUAAUGGAAGUACAGCAAACUUCAUAUCCAAAGACUUAGUCAAAAAGCUAAAUUUAUCCACUUAUAAAAUAAAAUCAAAAGUAAUGGGCAUUAAUGCAAAAAUAUCAAACUGCGACGAAGCAUGUGAAAUUUCAUUUACAUCAAAAAAUCAAGUAUUUAGAGCUAGCAUACAAUGUUUUGUACUACCUAAAAUAUCAUUAUAUAUACCUCAAGUUUACAUAAAUACAAAGGCUAUUCCUAUACCUUCGGACAUCCGUCUAGCCGACCCCAACUUCAAUACUCCGUCUUCCAUAGACAUUCUUCUUGGAGCUGAAGUCUUUUGGGACGUCAUAGGCGCGGAUCGUAUCCACAUGGGUAGGAAUUUGCCCAUGUUAUGUGAUUCGAAAUUAGGAUGGUUAAUUUCUGGGUCAAUACCUCAGAAUAGUCACCCACAACAAACAUGUAUGUUAAUCAAUAGCAUACAUGAAGAUUUAACUCGAUUCUGGGAGUUAGAUUCUAUUGCUACAAAACAUACAUUAACAGCAGAUGAAAGAGCUUGUGAACAAAUAUUUAUCAAUACUACAUCCCGUAACAAAAACGGACGUUUUGUAGUCAACAUUCCUUUAAAGGAAACGCCUAGUGUACUAGGUGAUUCUUAUACAUUAGCUAAACGUCGAUUUUUUUCCUUAGAAAAUCGUUUAAGCAGAAACGAAAACUUCAAACAACAAUAUGUAGAAUUCAUGAAAGAUUACAUUAAAUUAGGACACAUGUCAGAAAAUACCAAUUUCAAGCAAUCUCAACUGUCGAACUCCUCUUAUUUUUUACCACAUCAUGGUGUAAUACGAGAAUCAAGCACUACUACGAAAUUAAGAGUAGUUUUUGACGGUUCCGCUAAGACAUCAUCAGGUAAAUCAUUUAAUGACAUCCAAAUAGUAGGGCCCAUUCUUCAAAAUGAUUUACUGUCAAUUUUGCUUAGAUUUAGACAACACAAAUAUGUAGUAUGUGCAGAUAUAGAAAAGAUGUAUCGUCAAAUACUCGUUAAUGAUUCACACUGUAAUUAUCAACAGAUAAUUUGGAGAGAACAUCCUACACAGGCUCUCAAAACAUACACAUUAAAUACAGUUACUUAUGGAAUGUCUUCAUCACCAUAUCUAGCUACUAGAUGUCUCAUGCAGUUAGCUCAGGAGCAUCCUGAUCCAUCUAUUCAGUAUACUAUAGCAAAUGACUUUUACAUGGAUGAUUACAUAUCAGGAAAUGCUACUAUUGAUACAACAAUUAGUCAAUGUCAAAGUGUAAUUUCUGCUUUUCAAGCUGCUCAAUUCAACCUUAGGAAAUGGAAAUCAAAUUCAACAGAAAUUACACAAGCUUUAUUAAGUAAUCAUAAUCCAUCUGACAUCAUUAACCUAAGUGAGAAUGAGUUAUCAAAAACGUUAGGUUUAAAUUGGCAUUGUACUGCUGAUGUAUUUUCUUUCAACAUUAAUUUAUACCCCAUUGUUAAGGUGACCAAACGUCAUAUUUUGUCAACAAUUUCUCAGAUCUUUGAUCCUAUUGGUCUCGUGGUACCAUGUAUUGUGAAAGCAAAGAUCAUAAUGCAACAAUUGUGGAUCGCAAAAUGUUCUUGGGAUGACCCAGUCCCAACAGACAUCCAUGAUCUCUGGACUGAAUUUCAAACAACAUUACCUCUUUUAAACAGUUUAGAGAUUCCCCGAUGGAUAACUUGUGAUUUACCAGUCAAAUUACAAUUGCAUGUCUUCUCAGAUGCAUCAGAGAAAGCAUAUGGUACAUGCAUCUAUGUUCGUUCCAUCACUUCUACGGGUGAUGUGCAUGUUCAUCUUUUAACUGCUAAAAGCAAGAUAGCCCCGAUAAAGGCUACCACUAUCCCACGGUUAGAACUAUGCGCAGCUCUGUUAGGAUCUCGCUUACAUAAAAAAGUAUGUCAAUCCCUUACAUUAAAUUUUCAAAAAUCUAUCUUUUGGUGUGACUCAACUAUUGUUUUGGGUUGGCUAUCCUCGGCACCAAAUUUACUAAAACCAUUUGUUAGGCAUCGUAUUUCUGAAAUACAAGAUAGUGCAGGUGGAUCAUGGAGAUAUGUUCCGUCUUCAGAAAAUCCCGCAGAUCUCGUCUCACGAGGAUUGAGUGCUGACAGAAUCAAUAAGUUCUCACUAUGGUGGUCAGGGCCUCAAUUCUUGUUAAAUUGUGAAGAGAAUUGGCCAACAUUUCCUCAAAUAUCUCACGAGGAUUGAGUGCUGACAGAAUCAAUAAGUUCUCACUAUGGUGGUCAGGGCCUCAAUUCUUGUUAAAUUGUGAAGAGAAUUGGCCAACAUUUCCUCAAAUAUCUUCAAAUUUACCAGAUAUAGUUUGUUCCAAUCAAGUGGUCAUAACUGAAAACACACAUUGUUUAGCAAAAAUUACAGAAAAAUGUUCCUCUUUCUGUAAAUUACAACGUAUAGUGGCAUAUGUUAUUAAGUUUAUAAAUAAAUGUCAAAAGAAACCUACUAAGCAGAGUUCUGAAUUAGAGCAAUCAUUGAACAAAUUAUUAAAAUUUAGUCAGCAAGAAACAUUCUUUGAAGAAUACAAUUUACUAAGUACAGGCAAAACAUUACCUGUAAAAAAUACACUAUUAAAACUAUCACCAUUUCUUGACUCAAACAAAUUGAUAAGAGUAGGAGGCAGGCUCAACAACUCAUUUUAUGACUAUAAUGUUAAACAUCCUAUUCUUUUAUCAAGUUCACAUAAAAUAACUCAUCUCAUUUUCAACAUGUUUCAUAUAACAUUAAAGCAUGCAGGCCCUUUGCUUUUGUUAGCUAGCAUUCGUCAUCACUACUGGCCCAUUGGCGGUAGAAAUUUAGCAAAAAAAACAUGUCAUCAGUGCAUAAAAUGCUGUCGAAUAAAGGCAAAUACACUUCAACCUGUGAUGGGUAAUCUUCCAGAACAACGUUUACAUCUUGAAUUUCCAUUCUUAGACACUGGAAUUGACUAUGCCGGGCCAAUCAUGAUAGCUGACCGAAAAGGCAGGGGAUGCAAACUUGUAAAAUCAUUUAUAUGUGUAUGUGUGUGUCUCGCUACGAGAGCUGUUCAUCUUGAACUUGUUUCAGACAUGACAAAAGAAGCAUUUCUAGCUGCUCUUAGCCGUUUUAUUGCUCGGAGGGGAAAACCACGCAACAUUUUCUCAGACAACGGCACAACCUUUGUAGGAGCCUUUAACGAGUUGGCUCGAUUUCUGUCACAAGAUUUAGAACUUAGGAAUUUCGAUUCAAGUAUUAAAUUUUCAUUUAUCCCUGCUUAUACUCCGCAUUUCGGAGGUAUUUGGGAGUCUGCAGUAAAAUCAACAAAAUAUCAUUUAAAGCGCACAUUAGGUCUAACAAAUUUAACUUUUGAAGAAAUGGCAACAUGUUUAACACAAAUAGAAGCAAUUCUAAAUUCAAGACCUUUAACUCCUCUAUCGGAUGACCCAUCCGAUCUCACUCCAUUAACCCCAGCUCAUUUCCUUAUCGGACGAUCAGUGAUAUUUGCGCCACAUCCUCAAGUACCAGAUAGUACCAAUAUCACUAGUCUGCAGAGGUUUCGCAGAAUAGAAUAUCUCAAGCAACACUUUUGGAAAAGAUUCUCUCAAGAAUAUAUCUCGUGGUUGCAACAAAAAUCUAAAUGGUGUAAAACAUCUGCAGAGCCUUUGAAAGUGGGUGAUCUAGUCAUCGUAAAGGAACCAUCAUCAUCUCCGCUACUGUGGCCACUUGGACGCAUACUUCAGCUGUACAGUGGUAGUGACGAUAUUGGAAGAGUUGCAGACAUCUACACACGACGAGGUGUCAUUCGCCGCGCUUUCAACACUAUCUGCCCACUUCCCAUCAAUUAUUGAAGACACUUCAACCGGGGAGUAUGUUUGAAUUCGGAAUGUCAAAGGUGUCAACGAGCGACGUCCGCUAUGACGCCUUACCCCUUUCCAUUUCCAGCCGUCAUGGGCGACACAUCUGUUUAUUUCUUAUAGUCAUUAAUUUUAAAUUCUUUAUUUUGUCACUUAUAGAUAAAUAAAAUCAUACUAAUAAUA